Salvelinus sp. IW2-2015 is the source of this 549-nucleotide messenger RNA. RefSeq lists its product as uncharacterized. The coding region runs from base 1 to 549 and encodes 182 amino acids. Lineage: Eukaryota; Metazoa; Chordata; Actinopteri; Salmoniformes; Salmonidae. The transcript has a single exon. The record is from RefSeq and is a predicted model, not a curated record.
AUGGACGGAUACAACUUGAAACUACUGAUCAUGACAAGGAAGGGGACGGGGGGAGACGGGACAGGGGGGACGGGACUGGGGGACGGGACGGGGGGGACGGACGGAGACGGGAGGGGGGGACGGGGACGGGACUGGGGGAUGGGACAGGGGGACGGACGGGGAGGACGGGACUGGGGGGACGGGACGGGGGGACGGGACUGGGGGGACGGGACAGGGGGACGGGACAGGGGGACGGGGGGACGGGACAGGGCGGGACAGGGGGACGGGACAGGGGGACGGACGGAGAUGGGACUGGGGGACGGACAGGGGGGAUGGGACAGGGGGACGGACGGAGACGGGGUGGGGGACGGGAACAGGGGGAUGGGACAGGGGGGACGGACGGAGACGGGAUGGGGGGACGGGACGGGGAGGGACAGGGGGGGGACAAGGGGGGACGGACGGAGACGGGACGGGGGGACGGGACUGGGGGACGGGACGGGACUGGGGGGACGGGACGGGGGGACGGGACGGGGGGACGGGACGGGGAGACGGGACUGUAGACAACAGUAG